AUGAGAGGAACAGCCUUCGUCUUGCUCUUGGUUCUGGCACUUACAACCAACUUUCAUGUAGAAUGUGCCAAAAACAGAGGUCAAGAGGUUGAUUGCAGUGGAUUUAAAAAGUUACCACCAGGAGAAGAGAGAAUGUGUUAUCAACUAUAUGCCCCAAUUUGUGGAUCUGAUGGCCAAACUUAUAGCAAUGAUUGUGUCUUUUGUUCUGAAGUUGUGAAAACUGACCACAAACUUAAAUUUGUACAUUUUGGAGAGUGUUGA
Molecule: messenger RNA, 261 nt
Organism: Diceros bicornis minor
Lineage: Eukaryota; Metazoa; Chordata; Mammalia; Perissodactyla; Rhinocerotidae
Product: serine protease inhibitor Kazal-type 9-like
Exons: 4
Coding region: 1-261 (86 amino acids)
Molecular function (GO): protein binding
Source: RefSeq, a predicted model, not a curated record